Molecule: messenger RNA, 1811 nt
Organism: Cinclus cinclus
Lineage: Eukaryota; Metazoa; Chordata; Aves; Passeriformes; Cinclidae
Gene: BMP5
Product: bone morphogenetic protein 5
Exons: 8
Coding region: 447-1811 (454 amino acids)
Biological process (GO): SMAD protein signal transduction
Cellular component (GO): extracellular region
Molecular function (GO): cytokine activity; growth factor activity
Source: RefSeq, a predicted model, not a curated record
UGUACGAAGAACUCAGAAUAACGAGGGAAGAUAACUCUGGGAACUACAAUGUGUCAGAAGAACAUCUCUUGCUAAUACAGCUCCCCACCAAAGACCUGGUUAUCUAAGGUUUAUAUAGGAAUGCCUAGGUCAGCUGACAAAAUACUGGUCUUCUGCUCCAUAAAUGCAGAAAAAACGAUAACAACAGUGGAAAAUUGGAAGUCUGAAUUUCAGCUUUCUUAGAAAUAACUGCAACCUGACACAUUCCAUAAUAUUUAAACAGGGUGGGGGGAGAGGAAUCAUCAAAGAUGUUACGAUGUUACGUUUAGAGAUGACAUUGACAUGAAGAAUAGGUAAAUUUUGUUUUUCAACUACUGGGAAAGCAGACCUCAUAGGAACUCAGAACAAGUAGGAGAAAAGUUGUUGUUUUUUUUCUUUUUUUUCCCUUGUUCUUUUUCUUUUCAAAGAUGAACCUAACUGCGCUCAAAGCUUUCGUGGGCUUGCUCUGGAAUUGCUGGGUUCUGGUGGGUCACGCACAGGGAGGUUUAGGAGACAAUCAUGUCCAUUCGAGUUUUAUUUACAGGAGGCUGCGGAACCAUGAGAGAAGGGAGAUUCAGAGAGAGAUUCUCUCUAUCCUGGGUUUACCUCACAGACCCAGACCAUUUUCACCAGGAAAGCAGGCUUCUUCUGCACCCCUCUUCAUGCUGGACCUGUAUAAUGCCAUGACAAAUGAAGAGGAUUCUGAGGAGCUGGAUUAUUCACUGAAGGGAUCAAUGGCAGGGGAGAGCAGAGGGAUACGAAAAGGAUACCCUGCCUCUCCAAAUGGAUAUUCACGGAGAAUACAAUUAUCUCGCAUGACCCCCCUGACCACACAGAAUCCUCCCUUAGCCAGCCUGCACGACACCAACUUUCUGAAUGAUGCUGACAUGGUCAUGAGCUUUGUCAAUUUAGUUGAAAGGGACAAGGACUUCUCCCACCACCGAAGGCACUACAAAGAAUUCCGCUUUGACCUUACUCAGAUCCCUCAUGGAGAGGCAGUGACUGCCGCCGAAUUCCGGAUAUACAAAGAUCGGAGCCACAGCCGCUUUGAGAAUGAAACCAUUCAGAUUAGCAUAUAUCAGAUCAUCAAGGAGUAUCCCAACAGGGAUGCAGACUUGUUCCUGUUAGACACAAGGAAGGCUCAAGCUUCUGACGUGGGCUGGUUUGUUUUUGACAUUACUGUGACCAGCAAUCACUGGGUGAUUAAUCCACAGAACAACCUGGGCUUGCAGCUCUGUGCUGAGACUGCGGAUGGUCGAAGUAUCAAUGUUAAGUCUGCUGGCCUGGUUGGAAGACACGGGCCUCAGUCAAAGCAACCAUUCAUGGUUGCAUUCUUCAAGGCAAGUGAAGUGCUUUUCCGUUCUGUCCGAGCAGCCAACAAUAAAAGGAAAAACCAGAACCGCAACAAAUCCAGUAGUCAACAGGAGUCCUCUAGGAUGCCAAGUGUUGGGGAUGAUUAUAACACAAGUGAGCAAAAGCAAGCAUGUAAGAAACAUGAACUUUAUGUGAGUUUCCGAGACUUAGGAUGGCAGGAUUGGAUUAUUGCACCAGAGGGCUAUGCUGCGUUUUACUGUGAUGGAGAGUGUUCUUUCCCCCUCAACGCCCACAUGAACGCGACAAACCAUGCCAUUGUUCAGACUCUGGUUCACUUGAUGUUCCCCGAUCAUGUACCAAAGCCAUGCUGUGCACCAACAAAACUCAACGCAAUCUCCGUGCUCUACUUUGAUGACAGUUCCAAUGUUAUUUUAAAAAAAUACAGGAAUAUGGUGGUGCGUUCAUGUGGCUGCCACUGA